AGUAGUCCGGAUUUAAACAAAUGUUUCACUAACAUGUUUGGAUCAAUUUUCGCUGAGCUUGUUAAAGGCAUUCCUGAAUUAAAUGUGGAAUCAAUUGAACCUCUUCGUGUCGAUAAAAUACCAAUAAAUAAGAAAACUGGAGCCAUUAGAUUAACCGGAUCAUUCCAAAAUUAUUUGAUCAAAGGUCUAAAAGCUACAACGAUUAGCGAUGGAAGUAUUGAUUUUGAUAAGAAAAAAUUCAGUAUUACUCUGAAUAUUCCCACUAUUGCUGCAAGCGGCGUUUACGAUUUCAAAGGACAAAUUUUGGUUUUACCAAUUUCUGGACACGGAAAUUCGUUCAUAGAUGUUAAGGGAAGUAUUAAUAAAAUUGUAAUAUCUUUUGAAUUAAUUGAUGUCGAUGGGGUUGAAGUUAUGCGAUUGACGAAAGUCGAUAAUUUCUCCUUGGAAAGGGAAAGUGUUAAAAUCCAAUUGGAUAACUUAUUCAAUGGAAAUAAAUUAUUAGGUGAUAAUGCUAAUAAAUUUAUCAACGAGAAUAGUAAAAACGUAGCGAAACAAGUUGAGAGUGUCAUCGUCGAAGGUUUGGCACCAACCAUCUUGGAUAUUGCAAACAACGUUUUGGAAAAAAUCCCGACAUCAUUAAGUUUACCUCACUUUGAUUUGGUUGAAAAUAAUGGAGUCGAGGUGAUGAGAAUCACGAAAUUCGACAAGGCUAUACUGGAUAGGCAAUUUGUUAAAGUCCAAUUUGAUAAUCUAUUUAACGGAAAUAAAGUAUUGGCCAGUUGGGUACCGACUUGCAAGAGAAAUGGUCCAGAUACAAAUAAAUGUUUCCUGAAAUUAUUUACAUCUCUGAUUCAGCAGACAAUCAAAGGAAACCCAGAACUUAAUAUCGAUCCAAUCGAACCGUUGUUCAUUGAGAAUCUACCAAUAAACAAGAAAAAUGGAGCAGUUAGACUAACUGGUUUUCUUAGAAACUACACCAUGGAAGGAAUGGGAGCCACAAAAAUUUUAGAUGCACAAAUGAAUUUCGACAAAAGGAUUUUCUCCGUUAAUAUGUAUAUGCCUCAAAUGAAAGCAUACGGAGUUUACGAUUUCAAAGGUCAAGUUUUGAUAUUGCCAAUCGCCGGUAAUGGAAACUCUUUCUUGGAUAUUAAAGGAAGCACCAACAAAUUACAAAUGAAAUUUGAUCUUGUGAAUGUGCAUGGAGUUGAGGUGAUGAGAGUAAACAAGAUUCAAAGAUUCGAUUUAGACAGGGACGACGUGAAGAUCAGACUGGACAAUUUGUUCAACGGAAAUAAACUUCUCGGUGACAAUGCCAACAAGUUUAUCAAUGACAACGGCAAAAAUCUGGCCAAACAGGUGGAAGGAGUCAUCACAGAAAAUUUGGAACCCAUCAUUUUGGAUAUCAUUAACAACAUCGUCGAAAAGAUACCAAUCAGCAUAAGUAACAUUAAUAAUAGAAAGAUGUUGAGGAAACUGUGUCUGAUGGUUCUGGUUGCGGCGCUGGUGGAUGGAUACGAGGUGAAGAAAGGACCUUUGCUCAAUUACAGACCUCAUUGGUUGAAGAGUUGCAAGAGGACGGAUCCGAAUAUGAAUAAAUGUUUGACUGCGUUGUUUACAGAGAUGUUUCCAGAAUUAGCAAAAGGUAUUCCGGAGAUGAACAUAGAUAGAUUCGAACCACUCUUCAUCGAUAAAGUUUCUAUAACCAAAGGCGCUGGUGCAGUGACUUUAACUGGAAGUUUUCACAAUUUAACAGUAGUUGGUCCAUCAAAUUCUACUCCUACAUAUACUGAUUUGAAUUUGGAAAAGAACAAGUUGAACUUUGGAAUUUAUCUACCACUCUUGGACAUCAAAGCCAAAUACAAUCUUAAAGGACAAAUCUUGAUCCUUCCUUUAGUCGGACAUGGCAAUUGCGAGUUGUCCCUCAACGGUGUGGACACCAGAGUAAAGUCAAACAUAAGCUUGAAAGAAGUGGAUGGAAGGAAAAUUAUCAGCAUCGACAAUAUGACCGUCGGUUUUAAUAUGAAGAAGGUUAAAGUGCAAUUGGAUAAUCUGUUUAAUGGAAACAAAGUUCUUGGUUUGACUGUGAACACGUUUUUGAAUCAAAACGCUUUGGACGUCGUUGACGAAUUGGAGGAACCGCUCGGUGAAAGUUUAGCGCAAAUAUUUACAGAUAUCACAAAUAAUAUUUUUUCCAAAUUGCCUUUGGACCUGUGGCUUCCCGAAGAAAGCGAGAGCGACGACAAGAAGGAAGAUCAAAAAGUAUUCGAUAGUUUAGCAAAAGACAUAAACGGUAGUUGA
This is a messenger RNA of Nicrophorus vespilloides, 2298 nucleotides long. RefSeq lists its product as uncharacterized. Lineage: Eukaryota; Metazoa; Arthropoda; Insecta; Coleoptera; Silphidae. The transcript is spliced from 13 exons. The coding region runs from base 34 to 2298 and encodes 754 amino acids. The record is from RefSeq and is a predicted model, not a curated record.